Mercurialis annua (annual mercury) is the source of this 1994-nucleotide messenger RNA. RefSeq names its product purple acid phosphatase 23. Gene Ontology annotation, molecular function: metal ion binding; acid phosphatase activity. The record is from RefSeq and is a predicted model, not a curated record. The coding region runs from base 190 to 1815 and encodes 541 amino acids. Lineage: Eukaryota; Viridiplantae; Streptophyta; Magnoliopsida; Malpighiales; Euphorbiaceae. The transcript has 8 exons.
AUCUCAUACUUUGACUCUUCAUUUUGCAGUAAUUCUCCCACUAACACCCAACAAAUAUAAUAAUUUUACUGGACGCAAUGAUUUCUCAUCCAGUCCCAGCAUAUUCCACUGUUUAUCUCACUGAUGCCCAAAUUAAAUUCUUUAUAACACAAGAACAUAUCAUCAACAAACAUAAACAGAACGACCCAAAUGGAUCGUUCUGCAUUUUGGUUAUGCAUAACCAGUUUCUUGAUUAUACAGAUUGAACUCACCACUACAACUCACAUACCAACUACUCUCGAAGGCCCAUUCAAGCCACUAACUAAAAAGUUUGACUCUUCAUUACGUAGAGGCAGUGAUGAUUUGCCCAUGGAUCAUCCUCGUCUUCGCAAGAAUACCACCGGACAUUUUCCUGAGCAGCUAGCUCUUGCUAUAGCUUCUCCCACUUCCAUGUUCAUUUCUUGGGUUACUGGAGAUGCACAGAUUGGUUCCGGUGUGAUUCCUCUGGAUCCUGCUACUGUGGCUAGUGAGGUUUGGUAUGGGAAAAGAAGUGGAAAAUAUAGUAGCAAAAAGAAUGGGAAUUCUACUGUUUAUAGUCAGUUGUACCCUUUUAAGGGGCUUUUGAAUUAUACGUCUGGGAUCAUUCAUCAUGUCAGGAUUGAUGGUCUUGAACCUGGGACAAAAUACUUUUACAAGUGUGGGGAUAGUUCUAUCCCAGCUAUGAGUAAAGAGUAUUUCUUUGAAACUUUACCAUCGCCUGGCACGGAUGCAUAUCCGCAUCGAAUUGCUGUUCUCGGAGAUUUGGGUCUAACAAGUAAUUCAUCAACAACCGUAGACCAUCUGACCGUGAAUGAUCCUUCGUUGAUCUUAAUGGUUGGAGACUUAACUUAUGCAAAUCAGUAUCGUACUACUGGCGGAAAAGGAGCUCCAUGCUUCUCAUGUGCAUUCCCUAAUGCACCUAUUCGAGAGAGCUAUCAACCUCGCUGGGAUGGAUGGAGAAGGUUCAUGGAGCCACUAAUAUCAAGAGUUCCUAUGAUGGUCAUUGAAGGGAACCAUGAGAUUGAACCUCAAGUUUCUGGUGGAACUUUUAAAUCAUAUUUGACUAGAUUCGCCACUCCAUCAGUGGAGUCUGGCUCUAACACUAACUUCUACUACUCGUUUGAUGCCGGUGGCAUACAUUUUAUCAUGUUGGGAGCAUACGUUGACUACAAUAGUACCGGUUCUCAGUAUGCUUGGUUAAAGGAAGAUCUACGUAAAGUAGAUCGCGCUAAGACCCCUUGGCUUGUAGCUGCUUGGCAUCCACCUUGGUACAAUAGCUAUGCCUCACACUAUCAGGAAUUUGAAUGCAUGAGGCAGGAAAUGGAAGCACUUCUGUAUCGAAAUCGCGUUGACAUUGUUUUCUCAGGUCAUGUACACGCGUAUGAGCGGAUGAAUAGAGUGUACAAUUACACAUUGGACUCGUGCGGUCCUGUUUACAUAACAGUUGGAGAUGGCGGAAACAUCGAGCAAGUUGAUGUAGAUCACGCAGACGACCAUGGCAAAUGCCCUUCGGCAGGAGACAACAGACCAGAAAUUGGCGGUAUAUGCCGAGUUAAUUUUUCUUCUGGCCCGGCAAAGGGUAAGUUCUGUUGGGACAGACAACCAGAAUGGAGUGCAUUCAGAGAAAGCAGCUUCGGGCACGGAAUACUCGAGGUUGUGAAUUCUACAUAUGCAUUAUGGACUUGGCACAGGAAUCAGGAUACUUAUAAAUCUGAUAGUCAUGGUGAUCAAAUAUACAUCGUACGGCAGCCUGAAUUGUGCCUUCAAUCAUCAACUUCUAAAAUUGUGCAGAAAUGACCUGAAAUAAAUUGCUGAUAUGGAAUUACUAAUAUAAAGACUUUCAAUUAUGUUACGUAAUUUAGAUGCUCACUGUCACAUUAAUUUCUGUUGAGUUAUUCUGCAUGCAACAAACUACUUCUGUUUUAGGAAAUGAUCCUUGAUUUAAAAAAUUAAAACAUUGAUUUUUAAGUAUUAAA